Messenger RNA from Drosophila nasuta, 5040 nucleotides. RefSeq names its product serine/threonine-protein kinase 11-interacting protein. Bases 380 to 4456 code for a protein of 1358 amino acids. The record is from RefSeq and is a predicted model, not a curated record. The transcript has 11 exons. Gene Ontology annotation, molecular function: protein binding. Gene Ontology annotation, cellular component: cytoplasm. NCBI's taxonomy places the organism in Eukaryota, Metazoa, Arthropoda, Insecta, Diptera, Drosophilidae.
AGUAUAUUUAGGGAGACAGUGGAAUAUUUUUGCGCCCAUUGCACACAAACACAAUCACCAACAUAAACGAAUAAUAAUGUUGUUAAAGUGCCAAAUAUACGUUUGAAAUCUAUACAAUAAUUAUUAGUUGACUAUGUAGUGCUGCUGAGUGUUAAACGCGUUCUGGACAAUGGCGUCAUAAUAAUUCCCUUUGUUAUUCGCUCAUAGGGGACAGCAGCCAAAUCAUAAACAUCAAAAUAGAAUUAGUUGACAACCUCAAUAAAGAAAGCUAAAACGCAGAAAGCAGAAGAAAACUGAAUCAGACCCUGUACAAAUAUUUAAUAAUUAACAAACAGCUGGAGGAAUUGUGUUAUUGCAUGGCCUUCAACCUGCAGCUGGAAUGGAUCCUCAAAAGAUAACCGAAUUGGCCAAUUUGCUGCGCAAAAAUGGUGACAAAAUCCUUAGCUCGGAAUUUACCUUGACCUUAUCAGGUCCAUUGCUACGCGGUUUGAAUGAUUCCUUUGCGUUAAUCGCUGACAGCGACAUUGGAUUCGGAGCUGGAUUGGGGACAUCGCAGCAGAACUCGCAGGCAUUCCAAGUGGUUAAGCCAUUCAAUGGCAAAUCGAGUGUGUUUUCCGACCUCCAGCUGCUGCAUGAUUUUGUGCAGAAAACAACGUUGCUCAAGCUUAACUAUUUCCCCAGCGAACAUUACUUCGAGGGUGCCAUCGACAUAUGCAAAUUCCGUGCACUGCGUCGCCUGGAGGUGCACAAGAUUAACAUCUGUCAGGUGGUUGGCAUCCAAGCGUUGCGUUCGCAGCUGCAACACUUGAUCUGCAUCAAGAGUCUGAACAGUGUGGAGGACAUUAUAACGCACUGUGGUGGUGACAACUCGAAUGGCUUCGUUUGGAACGAACUGCAAACGGCAGAUUUUAGCUAUAACAAUCUGCGUGGCAUUGAUACUGCUCUGGAGUUUGCCCAACAUCUGCAGCAUCUAAAUCUGCGGCACAAUAAACUAAUCAGUGUGUCUGCCAUUAAGUGGCUGCCACAUCUAAAAACACUUGAUCUAAGCUACAAUUGCUUGACGCAAUUUCCGCUGUUUCAUGCCGAGGCUUGCAAGCGACUACAGUCACUCAACAUCAGCAACAACUACGUGGAGGAGCUGCUCGACUUGACCAAACUAGAUGCUCUGACGAAUAUGGAUCUAUCGGACAACUGUCUCCUAGAGCAUUCGCAGCUGUUGCCGCUGAGUGUUCUGAUGACACUGACCACUCUAAAUUUGCAGGGUAAUCCACUGGCAUGUCAUCCAAAACAUCGCUUGGCGACAGCACAAUAUCUGCACAAGAAUACAUCCACUGUUAAGUUUGUGCUGGACUUUGAGCCCAUGUCAAAGCCAGAGAAGGCAAUGACGGGCAGCCAACAGCUGCGAAAUGUGGGCACCAUGGGUCAUAGAAUCGCCAGCAGUUACUUGUCUAUAAAUAGCUCACGGGGAUCUGUUAAUACGCCCGCAUCUAGCAUUGGCUCGCAGCGUUCGAUAUCGAUGCGAGGCAGAGAUUCAUCAUCUGAAGCAGAGCAACAAGCGCCACAAGAGACGCAAAUAGUUAAACGACGCACCAAGAAGCUGCGCAGCGUGGAGAUAGCAGAGCAUGGCGAAGAGUUUGCAAAGGAAGCGACUGCUAUAACAGAUCCUAUCAACGUAAGCGCUGUUCCGGAACAAGAGGCCCCUGAUGGUAGCCAUUUGGAGACAAAGAAAAAGAUCGAGACAUUGCGCAUGAAAUAUGGUAACGAGUGGUUGCAGUCGGGCAAUGCAGAACUAAUGCUGGGCAUAAGCGCAACACAGCCCAGCGAACAGAGACGUCACGAUGCACGCCAAGAGCUCAACGAGUUUCUGGGCGAGUUUUCUGCAGACUAUCAGCCUGAACCUCAGUCUCAACUCCAAUCUGACGAACUCAAUAUUAGCUCCACGCCCACGAAUGGGGCACAUUGGACCUCGCCUCUGAAUGACACAUUGACGCCCAUUAAACUAGAUGUCGACAACACCGACAAGGACGAGACUCAGGCAACAGUUUACGAAUCAUGUGAUAAUACCACGGAAACGGAAUAUCAGAGCAUGAACAAUACACUGCAGGAAGAAAAAGAUGAACAACGGGAACCAGAGAUUGACAAGCAUCGAGAAGUGUUGAAUCUUUAUGGAUCGUCAAGUGCAGAGCAAGAAGAGGAGCCAGUCUCUGACGAAGAACCGGAUGAGAAGCUUUACAUUGUUUGCCAUGCGCACAAGACUAGUGAACCUCUGUUCCUAACCAUAUCAUCGAAUUACAUACGGGAAAAAGACGCACUGAACGAACGAACAAAAACUAAGUGGAGUCUCAGGGUGCUGGAGUCUUGUGAGCGCAUUAAAUCGAAUACGCUGCGCGUCAACUUUGACACCAUGCAAAAACACAAACAGGAGCGCGUCUAUUAUGCGGACAAUGCACUCUGUCAAGAAAUCGAAAAGAAGCUGCGCGAUAUUCUUUCGCAGCGUGAUCUCACCGAAAUGAACUUUACCAUUUAUAAAUGCAUCAAUUGUGGCCUUAAGUUUACCAGAGAACGUAAUAAGAAGAGCUACAAGACAUCAGAGCUACGUUGUCCCAAUUGCUCUAAAGACUUUGUGGCAGAGGUGCACGACGAGUCUGGUUCGCUGGAGAAAACCAAAGGAGCUGCAAUGGAACCGAAGUUGUCACCAGCGCUGAUUGUAGAUGAAUCACCAGUUGGUACACCGCUGAUGCUGCAGUCCAAGGAGGAUAAUCAAAGUAUUGUGGGCAACAAGAGGCUCAUCGCUAAUAACACACCAAACAAUCGUAGGAGUUUGAUGCAAACCAUAAAAAGAUCGGCCAAUUCACUUAACGAAAGCAGCUCCUGUUCGAAGAUAACCAACUCACAGUGUUCGUUUGACUCCAAUCGUUCAGUUGUGGGCAGUUCGAAUACCGAACGUGAUUUGGAGUUUCGUGCCAAUGAGAGUGAUGUCGACAUCAUAUCCAAUCCGAGCCAAUCUAGUAUUGAAGUGCUGGAUCCCAAUUUCGUGCAAAGCGCUAGUCGCAAAACCUCUGAGGAGCGGCGCAUAGCACAAAUACCCAAUCUACAGACCAUCGAUGAUGACCACAGCCAAGCACAAAGCUUCAUUGAGCGUGAGUUUGGCCAACUGCUGGCGGCCAGAUCCAAGUCAACAGCAAAUGAGGAAUCAAUUGAAACGACAGCUGAAGAUACAACGCCAAAAUCCAAAACUUUGGCACAAGUGCAGCUGACGGAGAGCAGCUCAUCUGGCUCGGUAACCGACAGCAUUUGCACCACUUACGAGCAACAGAGCAAACAGCAACAUCAGCUGCAGCCGCAGGAUAAGGGUCAAUUACUGGCAACAAAUGAUCCCAUCGUUAUACACAAUUUGCUGCAUGCCGAACCCAAUGUUAGCACCCAUCAGCAUCACCACAACAAUAACAACAUUGAGGUGGCGGGUGUUAGCGAAAAUGGACAUCUGAAGAAGGGCGAAGAGGCUGGCCUCUCUUCUGUGUUUGGAGCUCUUUUUCAAUCGACCAACGUCCUAAUGUCCAGCUCAAAGAAGCUCAUCGACUCAGAGUCGACUGCCAGCGGAGUGCAGCCCUACAAGUUUAACUACAGCGACUUUAACGACAUCGAUCACCGGCUAAAGCUGUAUUUCUAUCAGACAAAGUUCAAGGAUGCUGGCGAGCACUUCAAGUGGCUGGCCAAGGGUCGUAUUUUCAAUGAACAAACGCAGACGGUGCGCGAUGGUUUAUUGAUAAUAUCCACCAGCAAGUGCUAUCUGAUGGAGGCAUAUGCACCGCCCCUUGAUGAUGUAUCCAAGUGGUUGCGUCAGGUAACAAGCGCUACCAUUAAUCGCUUAACGCGUGUGCAGUGUCUUCCCUGGAAAUUGGGAUUGUCUUUUACUCUGCGCAAUUGGGGAAACUUUGCACUCCUGUUGCAGGAUAUGCUGCGCACCGACAGCUUAUUAUUGUACCUGUCGGAUAAUCCGCUUCCGUCUAACUGCGAAUUGAUACAAGACCCGUCUGAUGCCGUGCUUCAACGACUAAAUGCGCUGAUUACGGAGCCGCUUAAGAUGUGCACUGUAUUGAGUGGCUGCCGAUGGACUUGUGGGCAGGAUAAACGCAACUUUGAAGUCUGCACAUUGCUAACUUCAGACACACAAUUGCAAGUCGUCGGCAAUGGCCGAUUUAAUUGGCUGACAACCAACGUGGAGCAGAAGCCACAGCUGGAACUUUCGUUGACACAACAGAUGAGCAAUCUAGUGGAAGCGGAACGAGUUACGGACUGCGAGUACAAAAUCAACUUUCUGGACGAGACGGAAAAUCAAUGUGAACUGUGGCACCUUCAGUUCGAGACACAGGCUAAUGCCGAAUGCUGUCUGGACGUCAUUGGUAAAUCGUGGGAACAACUGUUUGGUGUGCCAUUCAGUUAUUCCGGAAUGUAGUAUUUAUCAUUUUACAAGGGACCAAACACUAUUUUACUUUGUUCAUAUCGAAGCAAAAACUAUGUGCAAAUUUGAAAUUCAAUUGUGACAAUGUUUAUCUAAUGAUCUACAAUCUAUAAAUUGACUAUAUUAUCAUGCUUAGCUUUACAAACUGGACAUAUAUAUAUUUAACUGGAUUAGUUUUAGUAUUUCAAAAUGUGGACAAUACAAUUAUAAUGAAGCAAGCGAAAAAUGGUGCUGACUACACUACACUAGCUAUGAAUUAUUGAAGUCAAUGUAAAAUACAGCUUACAAUUUAAAUUAUUAUGUAUUGGAAGAGUCAUAAUUAAGCGAAAUAUUGUAAUUAUGUAUGAUGCAAUGUUUUGACUAGGGUUUGAAUUUACCAUGUUUUUUUUAACAAUGAGAAUAAUAUAAAAAACUUUUGUAAAUAUUUAUAAAUUAUAAUACAUAACCACUUUCAAUUUGUAUAUGUUUCCGUAUUGUUAGAUAGGAAUCGUUGUAAGAGUUGCAAUAAUAUAAAGAUACAAAAUAUAACAGAAUUUACAAUAUAAUGUUACGAAUAAAACUAGGAUUUUUAAGAAUAA